GCCAAGGAUAUUUGAUUUAAUUUCCCAAAGAAAAUGAGAGUACCAAGCUCUGUCCUCUGUUAUUUCCUUCCACUUCUUCUUGCCUGCUGUGCCGCAAAAAAGUCUUAUGUAGUGUACAUGGGAGCCCACUCACAUGACCCAACACAAUUGUCUCCUCUUCAUUUCAAUCGCGUCUCUCACUCCCACCAUCAGUUUCUUCAAUCUUUCUUGGAAAGUUAUGAUGCAGCCAAAGAAUCCAUCUUUUACUCUUACACAAGGCACAUAAAUGGUUUUGCUGCAAUCUUGGAAGAAGAAGUAGCAGCUGAGAUCGCAAAGCAUCCGAAAGUGAUAUCAGUGUUCGAGAAUAGAGAGAGGAAACUACACACGACUCGGUCAUGGGAAUUCAUGGGGCUGGAGCAAAAUGGAGAAGUAACAUGGAACUCAAUAUGGAAGAAAGCAAGAUAUGGUGAAGGUGUUAUCAUUGGAAACUUGGAUACAGGCGUUUGGCCUGAAUCUGAGAGCUUUAAUGAGAAAGGGUUUGGACCGAUUCCAUCAAAGUGGAGAGGAAUAUGUGAUCAUGGAUCUGAUCCUACCUUUCACUGCAACAGGAAGUUGAUCGGGGCAAGGUACUUCAGCAAAGGAUUUCUUUCACUUGCAGGAAAAGUGAAUGGGUCAACGGAAGAGGACUUUGAGUCACCAAGAGACAUCGAAGGGCAUGGGUCCCACACCCUCUCAACAGCUGCGGGCAACAUGGUUGCCGGAGUCAGUGUCUUUGGCCAUGGCUAUGGCACCGCCAAGGGCGGCUCGCCCAAGGCACGUGUGGCGACAUACAAGGUUUGCUUCGCCGGCGGCGGCUGCUCCGAUGCGGAUAUGAUGGCGGCCUUCGACAUGGCCAUCCACGACGGCGUGGACGUGUUGUCGGUGUCCAUUGGUGGCCCUCCUUCUGCAUAUUUCAAUGACAGUAUUUCCAUUGGGUCCUUCCAUGCCGCCAUGAAUGGCAUUGUGGUUGUUUGCUCCGCUGGCAAUAGUGGCCCUUUUGAUGCUUCUGUUGUGAACCUUGCGCCUUGGCAUAUCACCGUUGCUGCCAGCACCAUGGAUAGGGCGUUCGCUAGUUAUGUUGUUCUCGGCAACAAUAUCACCAUUAAGGGUGAAAGUUUAUCUGCUUCAAAAAUGGCGCACAAGUUCUACCCAAUCAUUAAAGCUGUAGAUGCUAAAUUGGCUAGCGCAAAAGUUAUAAAUGCUGUGUUGUGUCUGAAUGGAACACUAGACCCGAAGAAGGUGAAGGGAAAGAUUGUGUUGUGCCUCCGGGGAUCAAGUUCAAGAGCCGAGAAGGGAGAGGAAGCUCUUCUAGCAGGUGCCGUGGGAAUGGUUCUUGCAAAUGAUAAGAUCGAUGGGAAUGAAAUAUUAGCCGAUCCUCACCUCCUUCCUGCCUCUCAUGUCAAUUUCACUGAUGGUCUCACUAUAUUUGAUUACAUCAACUCCACCAAGUUCCCAAUGGCUUAUAUUACAUAUCCAAAGACUUUGUUACAUACUAAGCCAGCUCCUUUCAUGGCUUCAUUCUCAUCAAAAGGGCCUAAUAUCCUUGUACCAGAGAUCCUAAAGCCUGAUAUCACUGCACCAGGUGUGUCAGUUAUAGCAGCAUACACAGAAGCCCAAGGGCCAACCAAUGAGAAGUUUGACAAGCGUAGGAUUCCAUAUAACUCACUCUCAGGCACAUCAAUGUCUUGUCCUCACAUUUCAGGCAUCGUCGGAUUGUUGAAAACCAUGUAUCCUUCUUGGAGUCCGGCGGCUAUUAAGUCUGCAAUCAUGACCACUGCCACAACACUGGAUAAUGAGGCAGAGCCACUGCUAAAUGCUGCUAAUCGCAAGGCAACACCAUUUAGUUAUGGGGCAGGGCAUGUUGACCCCAACAGCGCAAUGGAUCCUGGCCUUGUUUAUGACACAACAAUCGAUGAUUACCUCAACUUCUUAUGUGGUUUAGGCUACCACGAAAAACAACUUUCCAUGUUUACAGAAGGUCAUCAUUAUAAAUGUGCAACAAAUUUCAGUAUCCUCAACCUCAACUAUCCUUCAAUCACAGUUCCAGAAUUCCCUGGCUCACUCACACUCACAAGAACCCUCAAAAAUGUUGGUGCUCCGGCUACAUACAUUGCUCAAGUUCAAAACCCAAGAGGGAUCACUGUUUCUGUCAAGCCUAACAUACUCGAGUUCAAAGAGGUUGGUGAAGAAAAGAUGUUUGAAGUAACCCUGAAGGGGAGGCAAGGAGAAGCAAGAAAUAAUCAUUUCAAAUUUGGAAGACUGAUUUGGUCAGAUGGCAACCAUUUUGUGAAAAGUCCAAUUGUCGUCAAGUCUAAUUGAUUUGGUGCUUGCAAAUUGUACCAUACAGCUUCCAAAUUUGUGCUUUAGAAAGUUUUCAUGUACUGUUGUUGAUGGAAAAAUAAUGAUUGCAUGAGAGAAUAAAAAUGUGAACCAAAUAGACUUGUA
Molecule: messenger RNA, 2463 nt
Organism: Arachis stenosperma
Lineage: Eukaryota; Viridiplantae; Streptophyta; Magnoliopsida; Fabales; Fabaceae
Product: subtilisin-like protease SBT5.3
Exons: 11
Coding region: 34-2337 (767 amino acids)
Biological process (GO): proteolysis
Molecular function (GO): serine-type endopeptidase activity
Source: RefSeq, a predicted model, not a curated record